GAGACUUGUCAGACUAUGGACCGGCUGAUGGACCACAUCCGCUAUAUCACACGAUAUACAAAAUUCGACAUGAAGAAAAGAAGCUGGGACGGCAAGGCAAUACAGACAAGUCGUGAAGUCCUCGAAGAAAGCUUCAGGAAGCAAGGAUUUAGUCCUCCUAGGGCAUGCUCAAGGCCCCUUGUGUUUUUAGACCCUUGGAAUUCUUCAAUCUACAAGUCUACGGUGGCUGCCCUUGCGGACGAGGAAUCUUUCGCAGAGAAAUGUCGUCGGUAUCCUCAACACUACAAUGAGGCGGAGUACAGGAGGUUUUUGGAGGCAAACAAACCGCGUACUUUAGAUGCUUGGAAAUUGAGGGACGCUCAUCCACUUUGUACACCAGUGAUUGUGCAGAAGGAUCCAAGCAGUGACAUUCCUGACAUUACUAAUGUGACCCACUUCCUACUCGAACCUGAUAUGACUCUCCCAGAAUUUGCUGAUUGCAUUCGGUCAUUUCUUUCUGACUUUGAACCAGAAUGGCCUAUCUAUGUCUAUUUCAAGAACACAGUCCCCGAAACUGGAGCCUUGAUGUCUGCUAUCGAUGAGAAAAACAAGGACGAUGAUGGAUUUCUUCGCGUGACCUACAGUGCAGAUUGGAAAAAGGAAGGAGUAGUCUUUCGAUCCGGUGAUAUACCAAGGAUUAAAGAGUUAGACGGUAGGAAUGCUUUAAAACGCUCAUUUGAUGAGAAGCUUGGAAUUUUCAAUGAUUUUACAAAGGGUACUUUGGAGGUGCUGGAACGGCGUAUUUCAGAUGCUAAGAAAAUGAGGCAGUGGUAUCCGUCUCAUGUACCGGUGAUUGUGGAGAAGGAUGGAAGCAGUGGCCUUCCUGAACUUGAUGCAAAGAAAUACCAAGUCCACGGUGAUGUCACUCUUGAGGAGUUUGUUGGGUAUCUUCAGACAAAGGUUGCAUCUAAAGAUCCUUUGUUUGUCUAUUUCAAGAACACUGAACAUCCCAAUGGAACCUUGAUGUCUGCGAUUGAUGAGAAAAACAGGGAUGAAGACGGAUUUCUUCGCAUGACCUACUGUGGAACAAGAGAGAGGCUGGACGCAUUGAAGAUCUCUGGGUCAGUGGUCUGAUGACUCUGGGCUGCUUAGAUAUUAUGUUGAGAUGAAUGGCGUGGAUCGUUGAAUUGUUUUAACACUACUAUUGACUCUGCUUAGAUAUGAUAUGGUUUUAAGACUUCAAACAAAAAAAAAAAACUUGCUCUUCAGAUCAAGGGCAUCGCAUUGGACUUUCAAUGCAAUGCCCGAAACUUUUUUUAUUAGCUAGAACUUGAUUGUACUGGGUUCGAUCAGUGUUCGGAUUUUGCAAAAACUUUAGUGGUGUUUGGAUA
Molecule: messenger RNA, 1370 nt
Organism: Malus domestica (apple)
Lineage: Eukaryota; Viridiplantae; Streptophyta; Magnoliopsida; Rosales; Rosaceae
Biological process (GO): cellular response to nitrogen starvation
Source: RefSeq, a predicted model, not a curated record